AGGGAAGCCGCUGCCCCAGGGGUGGGGACGCUGACGGCUGAGAGAGCCCAGCCCCUACAUUCCCCCUGGGCUGGCGCGCUCGGGCUGGGCGGAGGGGAGGCGGUAUUGCGGGCAGCCUGCCCCUGGAAACACCUCCCCGGCGCGUCAUUGCCGGGAACGGGAGACCAGCUGCGGCCGCUAGUGCAGCUGCCUGCUCGUCGGCGACUCCGCAGGCCCGGGGCUGGAGCGCGCCGGGGGACCCGAUCCACGCACAGCAGCGCCGGUCUGGCCGGCCCCCGCCCCUGGUUCAAUGGAUUUAACAAGUGAACUAGAUUCUUUAAAAGAUGAUUCUAUGGAUCUGAAAGUUACUGACCAUUCUGGCACACAGACAGAUGAGGUUGACAAUCUUAAAGAAGAACUAGAAAAAUGGAAGGAAAGGCUUGAAAAAGCUGAAAAACAAAAAGAUGAGCUCCUUCUUUUGAAACUAAGUGCUGAUGAAAAGAGAGACCAGGCACAAGAUGAGCUGAGAAAGCUAAUGCAUUUCGAAGAGGAGCAAUAUAAGGAAAGCAUUAUAAGAAAGGAAAACCAGGAGAGAAAUCUUACUGUAGUAAAGCAACAAAAUAUUGAGCUGCAGAGGGAGAUUCAGAAGCUCAGAGAUGACAUUGCAGCAAAGAGUUCAAAGCUUUCACAGGAUUUUCGGAUUAAAAGAGAGAUACAGAAAAAGACAAUGAAGUUUACUGGGAUGAAAAAUGCUGAGAGUGAUGACACAGUUUUGAAUACUUGCUGCCUUUUUCACAUAGCUGCAAAAAUUCCAUUCAGAUUGCAGCAAAGACAAGCUCUUCUCACUUUUGAAGAGGAGGAUGUUGCCCAGAAACUGAUAAGAAGAGGUAAGCAUACUGUGAGCCUGGAUAAUGAAAAGAUAGAGUUGAAAGCAAUGCCGGUUACACUAGAAACAGGAGUCAAAUUUGAGCUCCAUGUCACAAUUUCUGGAGAGAAGAUCAAUAUUUCUGAAGUACCAGAUCUACCAAUACCUGAUGAGUGGAUCAGAGAUAAAUUAGAAUUGAAUUUCUACAAAUCCAAACAAGGAGGAGGAGAAGUAAAGGAUGUGAGAUAUGACAGAAGGUCUCGCACAGCCAUUAUUACAUUCCUCAAACCUGGAGUUGCUGACAACUGUAUGAGACGUACAAAGCAUCCUUUCUGCAUAAAUGAAAAGCGCUUUAUGCUUUCUAUUUCCCCAAGCAUAGAAAAGCACUUGGAAAAAUUUCAGGUAUUUUCUGGGAUUUCCAAGAGGACCAUACUGCUGUCAGAAAUUCAAGAGGUUGAGGAGGAUGAGGAGAGCAUGCAGGAUAUGAUAGAAAUUCAUUUUCAGAAGCCUAGCAAUGACGGCGGGGAAAUCGAGAACAUCAAAUAUGUAGCAACAGGAACUAAACUAGCAUAUUUUGAGGAAGAUACUGAGAAUGUGGCAUGAAGCUUUACCGCUGGGGCUUUUACUUUGCCCAGUGUGACAUAGUAUAAUGGAAAAAUGUUGCAGACUUUUAGUCUUUUUAAUAUCUGUGCUUUUUAAUCUUCAAAAUUUACACUUGAAAAGAAGAACUGCCUGCCUUUCCUUCCUUUCACCUGCAUGAUGACAAGACUCUUAGAGUAUGUCUACACAGCCGUUAAACACCUGCUGCUGGCCUGGAUCAGCUGACUCAAACUCAGGGGGCUUGGGCUGCAGGGCUGUAAAAUUGCGAUGUAGAUGUUCAGGCUCAGGCUGGAGCCCAGGCUCUGGGACCCCACAAGGUGGGACAGUCCCAGAGCCUGAACAUGUACACUGCAAUUUUAAAGCCCCACAACCUGAGUCAGCUGACUCAGCCUAGCCUCUCGUAUUUAACUGCUGUGUAGACAUACCUUUACGGUCUCGAGAGCACAGCUAUGUGAAACUCACUGGUUCUGGCUUGCUGAGGUUCCUUGUAAAGUUCAGCAAUAAAUAUUACACAAAGCCGAGAUCUCCGUGCAAAACUCAUCUGAAACCUUAGAGUUUGCUUAAUAUACGUGGGUCCACCAAACCCCUUAAUCCCUCACCAGCACCUGAAACUUGAUCAAGGUUGCUUUCUGCAAAUCAGAUGUGAGUUUUGCAUGAAUAACAAAACCCAAAACUUGAUAGAUUUUUCCUACUUGAGGUUUUUGUUAGGAAAGCUUUACAUCACUGCUCAAAGGUAAUUUAAAGUGUUUCUCCUUCAUACAGUGUAUAGCCCAAUAGGACUCCAAUCCUGAUCAGAUCCUUUGGUGCUGCCAUAAUACAAGCAACUGAUAAUUAUUCUGUAACUUUAUAGGACUCUAUAAUCAAAUUAGCUAUGGAAUGUCCAUAAUGAAGAAAGUGAUAUGUAGUUUUUCAAAUGUGCUUAUGAUCAAAAAGGGGAGUGUUCAAAAAUGGCACCAGUGUACUCAUCAGUUGACAUCUGUUGGGCUAAGUUGUGCCUUUAAGGAACAGCUCGGAGCUGGUAGCAAAUGGCAUGGAGGUAAUCUUACUCCUGGGGGAAUUCUGGGCCACUGCACAUGCUCAGAAUUCAUGUGUCCCACAGAAUUUUAUUUUUCCCCACAGACAAUACUUUCUACCCCAAAAGUGCUGCAGUUCUGCCUUUCGCUCACCAGAGGCCACUGUGGCACCAGAACAGCCAACAGCAUGAAUGCAGCAGGCUGUUCUGGUGCCACAGCGGCCUCUGGUGGACAAAAGGCAGAACUGAAGCACUUCUGAGCAGAAUGUAUUUUUUGUGGGGGAAAAAAAAUUCUGUGCAUGUGCAGUGCCACAGAAUUCCCCCAGGAGUAGAAGUUCAUCACAGCACCUGGCCCGUGGAGCCAGGUUAGGACAGAGUGGGGCACAUGGGGCUGCUGGGGGAUCACAGACGAGUUCAGAAUGGCUAGUGGGGAGGACAGAUGGGGGGCUAGUGGGCUGUGGAGCUAGGGGGGUGACAGCGUUGACCCAGGGGUUGAAUGGGAGUGGGGGUGCAUAGCCACAUAGGGACAGGGGCUGCAGGGACCUAUCAGGAUGGAGGGAUGCGAGGACAGGGACAGAUGUGCCUGAUUGAAUGGGAGAGGCUUGUGAUCAGCCAGGGUCUGCAUGGGGGAGGCUCCCUAACAAUCCUGCCCUCUCCACCCCCCCAAACAAACAAAAAACUUCUCCCACCCACACCCAACAACCCUUCAGGUUCACUCCAGGCUCCUUCCCGCUUCCUCAGCUCCUCUGUUACUCCUGAAACUCCAGAGCUUUUGCACUGCUUCUGACGGGUGCAGGAAACACAGUUCUGUAUUGUAAUUUAAAUGAAUUACUCAAAGUUCUGUAUUAAUAUGCCUAGUAAGGAAUCUGUUUAUAAAAAAAAAAGUAAUUACCAGAAUCUCUAUUCUUUUGGUCUGUAUUGUUACAGACAUUCUUACUGACAUAUUUUGAAAUAAAUUACCAAAAUAAUUGAAACUGCCAUUAUAUUGUAUUAUUUUGACAAAUAA
This is a messenger RNA of Caretta caretta (loggerhead turtle), 3462 nucleotides long. RefSeq names its product N-myc and STAT interactor (gene NMI). Gene Ontology annotation, cellular component: cytoplasm. The record is from RefSeq and is a predicted model, not a curated record. Lineage: Eukaryota; Metazoa; Chordata; Testudines; Cheloniidae.